Messenger RNA from Toxotes jaculatrix (banded archerfish), 6618 nucleotides. RefSeq names its product PR domain containing 11 (gene prdm11). Gene Ontology annotation, molecular function: protein binding. Bases 241 to 3468 code for a protein of 1075 amino acids. Lineage: Eukaryota; Metazoa; Chordata; Actinopteri; Toxotidae. The record is from RefSeq and is a predicted model, not a curated record. The transcript has 7 exons.
CCAUGUCAUUUCCUGUGAUAAAACAUGGUGGUCACAGCGCGGGGAGGCGACUGAGUCGUUGCAAAAAUUAACGGGAAACUUUGCAGCCGCGGAGUCAGCGACCGAGGGUCGGUGCCCGGCGGCCGGUGCGCGGAGAGCGGAGCUUCACACGGGAGAAAGGGUCCGUGUCCCCGCCGCGUCUCUGCACCAGAGCGUUGUGACGUGGACGACACCCUGGAUUUGGACCAACAUGGUUCCACCAUGAGCGAGCGGCCUCUGGACCUGUGGUUCUGUGAGGAGUGUCAGGACUACUUCCAGGAGGAGUGUCUGACCCACGGGCCCCCUCUGUUUGUCCCUGACACCCCCACGGCCCCGGGCUCGGCCAACAGGGCGGCACUCACGGCCCCAUCAGGCCUGGAGGUCUUCACUGAGGGGGACGAGGUGGAUGUUCGCUGCGUGGAUGCAUCCAUCCCCAGGGGGGCAGUCUUCGGGCCAUACAAGGGAGAGCUGGUGUCCAAAGACAAAUCCUCUGGCUUCUUCUCCUGGAUAAUUGUGGAUUUGAACAACACGUAUCAGUCCAUCGACGGCACCGAUGAGACCAAAGCCAACUGGAUGAGGUUUGUCCGAACCUCGUCAGAGGAGAGAGACAGGAACCUGACGGCGUUUCAGCACGGUAAAAACAUCUACUUCAGAGUCUGUCGGAGGUUGGUGGCAGGAGAGAAGCUGAGGGUUUGGUACAGCAACGACUACAUGCAGCGGCUUCACUGUGUUUCCCAGGAAAGCAUCGACCGCAACCUGGACACAGGUGAGCUGACAGAUACUGGGAAGCCAGCAGUCCUGUCCAACAUUCAGAAGGACAGGUCUUCCUGCCUGCAGUCAGCUCUGCAGGGCAAACUCUGCCCCAGUAAACAACCCAGUGAAGAAUCAGAGGGUCAGCCGCCUGCCAAGAGGAAGAAGAUCGACCUCAUCUUCAAAGACGUCCUAGAAGCUUCUCUAGAGGACUCCAGCAAGUCCAGGUUCCAAUCCUCCCUACCCAGUGAGUGCAAAGUACCGGUGCUUGGGUCGGGGUUUAACUCGCCUGAGAGCAGCUUUAACGUUCCUAACCUGAAGGUGGAGGAGAAAGAGGAGGAGAACCAGGAGCCCUCCACCUCCUUCUGCCCCAACUGUGUCAAACUGAAGAGGAGGAUCCUGGAGCUGGAGCAGGAGCUGUCCCGUCUCAGAGGAGAACAGGGUGACGUGGUCGGUCCAUCAGUGUCUGAGCAGACCCUGUCUCAGCACGAUCAGGGCCCACCCCACCCUGAACAAGGACCCAUUGAAGAUUUUCAAGGGAUGGAGCCCUUGACACCCACUCAGGUGGUUCUGGAUGAAGAUGACCAGGACAUGGACUCGGCUGAUGAGUCAAUUGCUGCAGAUCUUGUGAUUUCUCCAGAGGACUCCUCGAAGCUUUCCUCUGGGGGAGGCCGACGGAUUCGUCGUUUCAAGCAGGAGUGGCUGAAAAAGUUCUGGUUCCUUCGCUACUCACCAACUCUGAAUGAGAUGUGGUGCCACGUGUGCCGCCAGUACACCGUCCAGUCAUCCCGAACCUCCGCCUUCAUCAUCGGCUCCAAGCAGUUCAAGAUCCACACCAUCAAGCUCCACAGCCAGAGCAACCUCCAUAAGAAGUGUCUGCAGCUGUAUAAGCUGCGCAUGCACCCAGAGAAAACAGAGGAGAUGUGCAAGAACAUGAUGCUGCUGUUCAACGCAGCAUACCACUUGGCCCUGGAGGGACGGCCCUUCUCCGACCUCCGUCCACUGGCGGAGCUGCUUAAGAAAUGUGAACUCAAAGUGGUGGAUCAGUACAUGAAUGAAGGAGACUGUCAGAUCCUAAUCCAUCACAUUUCCCGGGCUUUAAAAGAAGACCUGGCUGAGAAGAUGCGUCUGUCUCCCUUUCUAAGCAUCAUCAUGGAUGCUCAAAAUGACGACCUUUUCUCAGACAUGGUGGCGGUCUAUGUCCAGUUCAUAACCAAUGAAGGUUCACCCAACACAGAGUUCCUGUCCUUGCAGAGACUGAGUGUGGCAAGCGUUGACGGAUAUCUUCAGGCCAUGGAUCGAGCCUUUGGGGUCCUGGGCCUCAGGUUUCAGGACUUGAUGGUGGUGGGUCUGGGAGUGGAUGGCACUAACAUCUCUUCAGUAAUGAGAGCCAACAUGUACAUAGCUGUGCAAAACACUUUUCCCUGGAUCCUUUCCCUGCCCAUCAUGAUCCACCGGCCUCACCUGGAGGUGCUGGAUGCCAUCAGUGGGAAGGAGCUCUCCUGCCUGGAGGACCUGGAAAACAACCUCAAGCAGCUCCUCAGUUUCUACCGCUACUCCCCUCGCAUGAUGGCCGAGCUCCGAUCAACUGCUCCGACACUGUCAGAGGAGACGGAGUUCCUCGGAGACAUCAGAGCCAUUCGAUGGAUUAUAGGAGAACCAAACGUCCUUAAUGCACUCAUCAAAGAUUAUCUGGAGGUAGUUGCCCAUCUGAGGGAGAUCAGCAGCCAGACACAGAGAGCUGACGCUGCAGCCAUCGCUCUCACUCUCCUCCAGUUCCUCAUGGACUAUCAGUCAGUAAAGCUCAUCUACUUCCUCCUGGACAUCAUAGCUGUUCUCUCACGAUUAGCCUUCACCUUUCAGGGAGAGUAUCUGCUGGUGUCACAGGUGGAAGCCAAAAUUGAGGAGGCCAUUCAGGAGAUAGGCCAGUUGGUGGACUGCCCAGGAGAGUAUCUGCAGGAGUUUGAGGAAAGUUUCCGUGAAAGUUUCAACGGUGUUCCUCUGAAAAAUCUACGUGUUGCAGAGUCCAAGUUUCAGUCCAUCCGCGAAAAGAUCUGCAACAGGAGCCAAGGCAUCCUGUCUCAGAGGCUGGACAUGCAGAGCCGCUCAUUUGCCAAAGCCUGCAAGGUCCUGGACCUGUCCACCUGGCCUCACAACCGGGAGGACCUUCAAGCCUAUGGGGAGGAAGAAAUCCAGCUGAUAUUCAGCCAUCUGGAGUCCAUUCCUUCUGUGAGUCAGGAGAGCUCCCAGGCCAGGACGGAGGCCAGAGGCUGCCUGGUGGUGGAAUGGAAGGAUCUGAAAGCAGACUACUACAGCAUGAAUGGUUUCAAAGAGGUCAUCAGUCACAUCUGCAGGUACAAGCAGCGUUUUCCUCUGCUGAACCGGAUUGUGCAGGUUGUCAGGGUCCUGCCCAGUUCCACGACCUGCUGCGAUAAAGGCCGAGGGGCUCUACAGAAGAUGUGCAAGAACAAUCGUUCCCGGCUGACCUUGGAUCAGAUGAACGACUUACUGAUCGUGGCAGUUAACGGACCGCCCAUCUCUAACUUCGACGGGAAGCGAGCGUUGGACAGCUGGUUUGAGGAGAAAUCUGGGAGCAGUUAUUCUCUGUCAGCUGAGGUGUUGAACAGGAUGUCGGCUGCUGAUCAGAAGCCUGUUUUGCACAGUGUUGAUGUCAACACAGAGUUUUACCCUGAUAUCUAACAGGCACACCAAUGAGCGAGGUACUGCAACAAAAUACCACUACAACACACUACGCUAAUACUAAUGAGGCAGCAUCGCUGCUCAACACCAGUGAGUCCCAACCUGGGCUACUUCUACCUGCAGUUACCGCAGGGUGGGAGGAAUGAUUUCAAACCCUGCUUAAUUUGGAAUUAUGAUUGAAUAAUACAGAGUAUAUAUCUUCAUAUUUGUGUUUAGGAGGGAAAUCAGCACUCAGGUAGGAUUACAAAAUUGUGUGAUACUGAUCUUUAGUAUCACCCUAACUUACCAGCCGUGGUUCUCCGACAUGUCUCAUGUCUUUUCCCCAAGUAUGGUCAGUUUUUGUGCUGCAGUAGCCUAUACAGACAAGUACUAAAGAUAAAGAUACUAUAAAUGGUUGAAACGUCCAGUUUCUCUCACAACAAAUGGAAGUAAUACAAAUGCAAAUGUGACCAAAACAACUACAAAAAAAAAAAAUACACAACACAAAACUCUACACAACUGGGCAAACCUCUCUCCCUGUUAGGCUGGAUGGAUGGAUGGAUGGAUGGAUGAUGGAACAGGCCUAGAGGCCACAGGACCAGGGGCCCACAGGGUCAGAGGGUCCCUGGGUUUCACCUACAAAAAUGAAAUUAAAUGAAAACACAGAUGUGUUGUUUGUAGUUGUGUUGUCUGUGCUCAGGCUCCCGCUGUCUCAUCAUCCUUCCAUGUUCAGCUGGACAUCAGUCCCACAUCUUCCAUCUCUGACUGACUGACCUCUUUCACUGAUGAGUGCUGUCAGACCCAGGGCUGCCGAGGGCCCCUACACUUGUCAUACCUUAUAAUAAAGCGCUUGUUGCCAGAGUCACAGUCAGUUACACAUCGGGAACAAUCAGUUAGUGUCAAACUAAAUGUCCGUGCUAUUGAGCUGCUCUCUGCUUCAGCCUAUUUGCCAAUGGGAUAUUCAGUCAUGUAGUGCCUGACAAAUGAAAAGCUUGAGUGUAAGGAUGUAUAAAGGCUUUAUAUUUCUAUUAGAAAUGCACACAGCCCUUCUUCACACUGUAUAUAUUGUACAAACUGUAUAUAUUGUAAAAGCUUUUGAGCCUGUUUUUAAGGAGAGUAUUUUUCUCUUGAAUCUGAUGAUUGUGCUCUAACGAUCGAAUGCAAGAACCAACAGACAAAGGUGCUAUCCUGCUAUGCCAUAAUGUAAUUUGCCAUAUUUGUUUAGAUGUUUACCGCAGCAAAUUAUAUAUUUAAAACAUGUUCCUUUUAACUGAUGCAUCGGCUUUGUGUUUGGAUGUUUGUAGCACAGUAACUUCAGUCUUGACCAAAGCUCUGGCAUCAAAUAUUCAGACAAGUUUUAAAAACUGCAUGAUGAUUUUCAGCUGUUGCUUUUAGCACUUAAAUAGUGUUUAAUAAUCGUUAUUAAGACGUCAGUAUUUAAAGCUGAACUAAAUGUAAGAUAGUGGGAAUACAAUGAGCUGAGACAGCUGACCUCAGCAGGCAGAAGCACUUUUACUUUGUUAUUAUUUUAAAAUUUGCUUUGUUUCCUGAAAUCAAAGGCAGAGUUUGACAUUUUGGGAAAUGCACUUAUUGGGUUUCUUUCUAUGAGUUUGUCAAUUGUUGUUGUUGUUAAUAAUCAGUUUCAUGUCUGUGCAUUAAUCUAUGUUCCUGUACAUCACUCAGACUGUAAUUACAAGCAGCUGAGUCAGAGAAACUGCUCACAUCAGUCUUUGACUUUGGAGAUUUCAGGAAUCUCUGUACAGGCUUCCAUCACUGGAGGUUACAUCCAUAGAAUCCCACCUGAAGGCUUCCUUAGUCAAUUCAGCUUAAAUUAAAUUAAAGGGACUAAACCCUGUUUCUUAUUCUAGGUGUUAGCUCUGGUGUGAGCCCUGCUGUUAGCUCUGGUGUUAACUCUGCGGUCACAGCAGAUAAAGAGAAUAAAUUAGCUUCUUCUUCUUUUGUGCGUUUGCAGCAGUUUGUUACUGUGUGAGACCAGACCCAAACACAGUGUACAGCUGCUGUACAAUGAGCUAGUGAGCUAGUUAGUGUUGGACUUUGUGUUGGUGUGUUGGCCCUUUUGCCGUCUGUUGGCGCUUCUGUGGGAGAUUCAGCUGAUCUGUGACUGAGACAGGAAACGGUUUUUACUGCUCGUAAUAAACGAUACAACAUUAAUGGGACAUAACCAUCGUGGAAUAAGUCAUAAAAAGGCUAAUUUUUCCCUGCGCUUCUUUUCAUUCUGCCGACGUCGGUUCAGUGCUAGUACAGAACUAUAGGAGCUAGCUUAGAUUAGACUGGGAGCAGGGGAAAACAGCUAGCCUGGCUCUGUCCAAAGUUCAUGACUCCACCUAGUGGAACCUCCGAACGUUGUUCUUGUUUUUUCUUUUCUGUGCACAAACAGAAAUGGGCAAUUUUCUGGGCAGUUACGUGCUGGAAGUGUUGGUAUGUGUAUUUUUGAACUUGAACCAGGCUAGCUGUUUCCUGCUGUUUCCAGUCUUUAUGCUAAGCUAAGGCUAAUCGCCUCCUGGUGCCAGCUCCACUCUUAGUGCACAGACAUAAGAGUGGGGUUGGUCAAUUGUUUUUUGAGAAAUUAUGAGAAUUAGUGUUUUUCCAAAAUAUUUCCCAAAAUGUCAAACUAGUUCUGAAUGAUUGCUGGAUAGUUAGCUCAAAGCUAUUUAGCUCCAAGCUAUUUAAUCCUCUUCCUUUCAUAUCACUGAAGAUGAAACCUGCAGGCCUUUGUUUUAAUGAACAUAUUGUGCAUGUGUGUAUUGUAUGCAUGCACUUCUUCCUGUUUAACGAGCUGUUUGGCUGCAGGGUGCUGUCCGAGCUGUGGGUUGACAGGAAUCAUGACGGACUGAGCAUCACUGACUCAGAAACAGACUGUGGGUUUGAUCGUGCUUCAGUUUUCCCUGUUGCAGUUUCAAUCCAAAAACAUUUGACGUAUGAAUGCUAAUAUUUUGUGCUUUGCCUUAAACUGUGUGUUUAUACCGACAUUUGGCUGAUUGUAAUCUGACUCCAGAGCUGCGUGGAGUUGGCUUUAACUUGUUAAUGUUUGGUGUUUGCUGAACUGUGAGAUUUUUCACAUCAAAAACAGAUGUGUGGUCACUUUGUUUCUCUGUUCACCGUUUUUUUCUGCUUCACGUGCUUUAAAAAUACAUUUGAAAAAACACUUUA